Messenger RNA from Lactuca virosa, 564 nucleotides. Lineage: Eukaryota; Viridiplantae; Streptophyta; Magnoliopsida; Asterales; Asteraceae. The record is from the annotation of a GenBank genome assembly.
AUGAAGCAAUCAAGAAAGGCUGCCAAAGUUGCUUAUCAACGAUUAAAGGAGUUGGUUAAAUUUGGAAAGUUUGCUGAAGUUGAAGACACUCCUACUGUUUGUUCCAUAAAUACCGAGGUUGCCGACGAACACGUGGCGCCCAAACCAAAGUUUCAAUUCACAUUUGAAGAGAUUGAACCUCCCCAAACAGGUCCUGUUGAUACUGAACCUCCAUCUGAAAGUGAUCCAGAAGACUCAAACAAUGCUUUACUCCCAAGGAAGCGAAAGAGAAGAGAUCCAAAGCCGGGAGUGCUUAUCACAGACCCAGUUCACAAGAAAUCUACAGUGAUUGAGCCUGGUUCUAUGGCUCAAAACAAACAAGGCACAUUCACCGAGUCCUCUCCGGUGAUUCAAGACAUACCAAGCCCAAUCCCUGAACCCAUUCCUAUGGAUCAGGAUUCUCAAAGCCCGAUUGUUGAAGAAGAAGUCAUACCUUCAGAAGGAGCUCAAGCUUUAGGAAGCUCAUUUGAAAUACCCGAGCUAGACUUUCCAAAGGCAAAAGCAAGUUGCUUGAAUUUGAAUUAG